This is a messenger RNA of Penicillium canescens, 897 nucleotides long. RefSeq names its product protein arg-6 mitochondrial. The transcript is spliced from 4 exons. Gene Ontology annotation, cellular component: mitochondrial matrix. The record is from RefSeq and is a predicted model, not a curated record. Gene Ontology annotation, biological process: L-arginine biosynthetic process. The coding region runs from base 1 to 897 and encodes 298 amino acids. Gene Ontology annotation, molecular function: arginine binding; L-glutamate N-acetyltransferase activity, acting on acetyl-CoA as donor; N-acetyl-gamma-glutamyl-phosphate reductase (NADP+) activity. Lineage: Eukaryota; Fungi; Ascomycota; Eurotiomycetes; Eurotiales; Aspergillaceae.
AUGGUUAGUAGUCUGCCGCGUGUUGGUGAUCAAGAUGCUGUCCCUUCACUCCGCGCUAGCUUCCACCAAGCCCCUCCGAUCGCUGUGUCGACUCCCCUGCGCCAGGGCCGACCACACUCGCGCGCCGCCGGCCCUCUCCUGAGCUCGACCCGGAGCACCGUCGUCCAUCUGCGGAGCAACAUUGUUCGCCGUUAUCAAGGUCAGCGGUGCGAUUAUCACCGAGCACCUCCAAAAACCCUGUCCUUGGCCCUCGCUUUCCUGAACCAUGUCGGUCUUUACCCGAUUGUCAUCCACGGUGCUGGUCCGCAGCUCAACCGCACGAUACAAGCCGCCGGUGCCGAGCCCCAAUUUGAGAAUGGGAUCCGGGUCACGGAUGGCAAGACCCCCUUGGUCGAGGAGCCGGAGCGUAUGGGUGUCCAUGCUCGGCCGAUCACCGCCGGUGUGUUUUUGGCCGAUUAUCUGGACAAGCUCAAGUAUAACCUGGUGAGUACGAUCAAUGGCGUGAAGAAAAAGCCUAGUGAGUCGGCCAUUGCAGCUGGCUGCCUACCCAUCCUGACUUCCAUGGCCGAGACCCCCGAUGGCCAGGUGCUCAGUGUUAAUGCCAAUGUGGCUGGUGGUGAGCUAGCCGGCGCUUUGGAACCAUUGAAGAUCGUUUACCUCACUGAGAAGGAUGAUCUGUUCAAUGGUGAUACCGGCAAGAAUAUCUCCGCCAUCAAUCUUGACGAGGAGUAUGACCACCUGGUGACUCAAUGGUGGGUCCGUCACGGAACUCGCCUGAAGAUCAAGGAGAGCAAGAUGUUGCUGAGCGACCUACCGCGCUCGUCCAGCGUGGCCAUCAUCCACCCUGCUCGUAACACAACUGAUGCCAAGCGUAGAGGUCGGUCAACGAAUCUAUAG